AUGGCGGAUAUUGUUGAUUCGUGUUGUGUAAAUAUACAAAUGACGAAAGCUGAUAAAAAUAAUAAUACAACAACAACUCAGAUUAGUGAUGAAGUUAGUUUACCGUCUGAACAGUGUGAUGUUAUACAGAAUGGAACUAAUCAGGAAUCGGAGAAUAUGGUUAAUACCGAAGACCACCCACUGUCGACAAGUGAUGAUAACACUGCUACAAUAAUAAACGUUGCUCCAUUAUCUAUUGAUGAAAAUGAUACAUCAAUAAACAACGAAUCAUCCAUUGAUACGACAAAUCCAUAUAAAGAUUUCGCUGGUAUUGAUACUGAAUCUUUUAUAACUGCAACCUUACGUAAUAACCCCAAGGAUCGAACAUUACUUUUAACACUUGAAAAACUUUUUCAACAAUUUAUUCAAAACGAAGAACAAACGUCGCAUCAAUUUCAAGCAAUGAAUUCUUAUGAACGAAUGAUUGUUCACCGUGUCGCUGCAUUUUUUGGUCUUGAUCAUAAUGUUGACAAAAAUGGACAAUCUAUUGUAGUGACUAAAACACCAAAUACUCGAAUACCCAGUUUUUCAUUUCAAACCUAUAUUCCAGUCGAUGAAUCAUUUAAUGGUGCUACAGCAACUUUAAAUUCUUCAAUUGAAAAUACAACUCGUCGUAUUUCACGUCGAAAUGACAAAAAUCCUAAUCCACAACCCUCUACUACAACAAUAGCAGCACCAACAGCUAAACCGACUUUUGAACGCCCUAAUCAUUAUACGGAAACACGCGAUAAAAUAUCAAAUCAACCACCGAGUAAAAUAAAUCGAAAACAACAACGUGUGAAUACAAAUUACCAUCCACAACAAACAAACAUUCAACCCACAACUCAUAUAAUCAAUACUAGAACUCAACCAAUGUAUCCGCAAACAUUUAGCUCAUAUUAUCCACAACAACAAUUAAUCGAUCAUAAUUUCAAACAACAAACAGCCGGCACACCAAUGUAUAACUAUGUACCAAUGAUAUCUCCAACGACACUUCAACAUGGAAAUAAUAUUCCAGUACCUAUAUUAAUUCAGCAACAACCAAAUGGUCAAUUUCAGUAUGUAUUUCCUACACAUUCUUUACAACAACAACAACAACAACAACAGCAGCAGCAGCAAGCACAACAACAAGUAACAUUCGAUGGACAACAAUAUGUACCCGUUUAUCGAUCCGAUGUCAUGCCAUCUGGUGUUGAUAAUAAUCUUUAUUCUCAACCUAAUUUUGUUCAUGUAUAUCCAACUCAUCCUCAAACACAACAAACAACAAUUAUUCAACCAGCUCCGUCUUUUAUGAUACCGCCGAAUAAUUCAGCAUCAAUACAAUAUGCAACAAAUCAAUUAGCAGCAUUAAGUCUACAAUCUCAAUAUGAUAAUUCACGUUUUUCACAAUUAAAUAAUUCAAUAAAACCGUUUAUUCAAUCGUCAGCAAAUGGAUUCAAUCGAACGCCUAUUUAUCAUCAAUAUCGUCAAAGCCGUCCAGUACAUGCAAGCAAUACUGAUAAACAAUUAGCACCAAUCGAGAACGACAUCAAAUCUACUACGAAUAAUAAAUCAGAUCAGAUUUCUCUGUCUGAACCAACACAAGAAAAAGAUUGA
Messenger RNA from Rotaria socialis, 1614 nucleotides. The record is from the annotation of a GenBank genome assembly. Lineage: Eukaryota; Metazoa; Rotifera; Eurotatoria; Philodinida; Philodinidae.